Molecule: messenger RNA, 2395 nt
Organism: Drosophila elegans
Lineage: Eukaryota; Metazoa; Arthropoda; Insecta; Diptera; Drosophilidae
Gene: PIG-Z
Product: GPI mannosyltransferase 4
Exons: 2
Coding region: 99-2192 (697 amino acids)
Biological process (GO): GPI anchor biosynthetic process
Cellular component (GO): endoplasmic reticulum membrane
Molecular function (GO): alpha-1,2-mannosyltransferase activity
Source: RefSeq, a predicted model, not a curated record
CCUGCGAACCGUUGUGAUUGUUGUUGAUUUCUUAUAUUUAUUAUUGUUACUAAAAAAACUACAAGUUUUGGUAGUUAAAAGAAGCUAAUUAAUGAGAAAUGCGCCUGACGAAGCUCUGGCAGAAUCGCUCGCCCGGCGACCGGCACUUGAGCACCUACUUCUGCUUUGCGGCAGUGCGCUUGCUGCUCGUUUUUGUGCCCCAACUGGGCUAUGUGCAUCCGGAUGAGUUCUUCCAAAGCGUCGAGGUGAUGACAGGCGAUCACUUUCGGCUGGAACACACCCGCAGCUGGGAGUUCAACAACUCGCUGCCCGUGAGGUCAAUAGUUCUGCCCUUCGCGCUGCUGCGAAUUCCCUGGAGUUUCUACGAAUUCAUUGCCGAAUGCCUGAGAGCCGGAUGGCAAUUGGAGCUGCUGGGAACGUACACCUAUGUGGUCUUUCCCCGCCUGAUUUACACCCUGAUUUCCUACUCCAACGACUAUUGUUUGUACCGCAUUUGCCGGCUGUAUGGUCUUCGCUUCGAAAUCCGCCUUUUGGCCAUGGGCAGCUCCUGGAUUCUGCUGGUCUUCGGCACACGCACCUUCUCCAACAGCCUGGAAAUGGCCAUGUGCUCGUGGCUGCUCUGCCUGGUCUCCGAGUGCAUGCUGCGCACCAAUACGGUGGUCUACAAGAAGGAGUUUCUCGAGGAGAAGUACGACAAGGCGGAGUCCAUUAGCGAGCGAGUGCGGAUCUGGAAGCUGAAGAACUCGCUGCCGGCGCACAAUCUGCAGCACCUGAUGACCAUGUCCACGAUCUGUGUGGCUGGGGUUUUCAAUCGACCCACAUUCCUGCUCUUUGGAGCGCCCAUGGUCUUCUUUUGGCUGCUGCGAGGAAUGGGCACAAGGAGCGUUACCUUCCGGGACUUUAAUCUGCGAAUUGUGCUCUUCUGUUUGUGCGCACUGCCCGCUUUGGCGGUCUUCAUCUUCUGCGACUCCUUGUACUACCAGCACUUGACCCUGGGAGAACUGCACAUGAUGCAGCUGAGCAUCGAUAACUUUGUCUUCACGCCGUGGAACUUCAUCAAGGCGAAUCUGGACUCGGCGCAGACAGCCAGCCAUGGCGUGCAUCCCUGCUAUGUCCACCUAAUGGUCAACAUGCCCAUGCUCUUUAACGUUCUGGCACUGGCUUCGUUGGGAGCCUUUGCCCAGCUGCUGCUUAGGUUCUUCCGGGCGGAGUACCAAGUGCUGCCGCGCUUCCAGAGCAUCGUGUCCCUGAUGUCGGGGGCCAUCUUCGUGCCGCUUUUCUUUCUCUCGCUGAUUAACCACCAGGAGCCGCGUUUCCUGCUGCCCGUGACGUUUCCCCUCCUGCUGCUACAUGCCCCCAAGCUGAUCACGGGAUUCAGUGCCAAGUAUCCCUUCCAGAAGGAUCACCCGCUGCUGCGACGCUUCUACGACAGGCUGCUUUCCAGCAAAGCCUCGGGACCCUAUCUGCUGAAGAUCUGGUACGUGAGCAACGUGGCGUUGACCCUCUUCUUUGGCUUCAUCCAUCAGGCGGGAGUUUAUCCCCUGGCGGCGGAAAUCUCACAUGUGGUGGCCACCAAGCCGGCUGCCACGCACGUUCACCUGAUCACAUCGCACAUCUACAGUUUGCCCCUGCAUCUGAUCAACAUUCCCAGCUCGAGGGUGCUGCACUUUAAUAGACAGACGCAUCAGCGAUAUCGUCGUCCGCGGGAUUUCUAUAUGUACGAGUACGGAGGACUUUCCUUGGACCUGCUGCUGCAGAAGGUGAAGCUUAUUAGUGGCAACUGCGAGGUGAAGCAGUCGGGAGCCAGUCGCCUGCGCUACAAGCUCUACUUGGCCAUUCCGGCAUCGCUGAGCGCAGAUCUUCACGAGGCACUGGUGCACUCGAAUGCCAGCAGCUACCUCAACUUCGAGCUGAUCAACGUCUUCUAUCCACAUCUCUCCACGGAGGCGUUGCCCCGCCUGCAGGGCAGGCAUCCCUGUGAUGUGGAUGCCCCCCACUGGGCCCACGACGAUCUGCGGGGCACCUGUGCCCUGGAGCAGCCGCCAGCACUCAGCUUUGCCUACCUGAACAAGCAAUUCAGCUCCUUCGUCCAUCAACUGGGACUGGCGCUCUACGAGAUCGAUGUCAAGCGCAAAAAGCCGCUUUCUGUGCUACUUAAACAGAAACCAUUUUUGACGGAAAGACCAGCGUAAUGCUCGCUAUUUCUUUUAUUCAAAGUGCCUUGAACCAAAGUUGUAGGCUAAGAUUUAUUACUUUUUAUUGUAACUCAAGUCUGGUAGAGCACAACUUCCGUAAACAUCUAACUAUUUAUUGUAAAGCUUGACUUCUGUAAACAUUCCUGCUUGGUGCACAACAAACUUCAAUUUUAUAAAUAUGUCUAGUCAUUACCAAAUAA